This is a messenger RNA of Oncorhynchus masou masou (cherry salmon), 1198 nucleotides long. RefSeq names its product left-right determination factor 2-like. Gene Ontology annotation, cellular component: extracellular region. The transcript is spliced from 4 exons. Lineage: Eukaryota; Metazoa; Chordata; Actinopteri; Salmoniformes; Salmonidae. Gene Ontology annotation, biological process: anterior/posterior axis specification. The record is from RefSeq and is a predicted model, not a curated record. Gene Ontology annotation, molecular function: transforming growth factor beta receptor binding; growth factor activity; cytokine activity. The coding region runs from base 1 to 1080 and encodes 359 amino acids.
AUGGAUUUUCUCCGUGCCUGCGUUUUGUGUGCUGCGGCUUUAUUCACCGUGUCCAAAGCUUUCACGCACAAGGACAUGAAGGAUACCCUACUUCAAAAACUAGGACUGGAUGAAGUUCCGAAAAUUCACAAAAGGGAUUUGGAGAAUCUUGUAAUGCCUGCGCACAUUAAGAAUAAAUACCUGUCAAUGCUGAAGCUGCACCACGAAAGGCGGCGCAGGUCUCUGCCAAGCUUGGCUGGGAUUCUGAGGGGAAUCCCAGGAAAUGCAGACAUCUAUGGGGAGUUUGUGUACUCGGACACCACUCGGCAACGGAUGGUCUUUGACAUGGACACCCGCAUCCCCCAUAACAGCGAGGUGACCAUGGCCGAACUGAAACUGUACAAGAAAGCCCCUCCUCACAAGCGCUCCAUGCCCGAGAGGAGGAACCACCGUCCGGUUAACAACGCCAGAGUCUCCAUCUACUGGGUAGAGAUGCUGGAGAACGGCUCCAACACAACAUCUCUGGUGGACUCACGGUUGAUCCCCAUCCAUGAGACUGGCUGGAUAAGCUUUGAUGUCACACAGGGUGUGCACUAUUGGUCAAAGACGCAGCAGAAAACACCUAUGAACCUAGAGGUGUGGAUCGAGGGCGAGAGACCUGGCAGCUACGCGGCAGAAAUGGCCAAGAGUGUCCACUUUACCACCCAGGAGCAGGCGGACAACACCUUGGGAAAACCUGAGCUGAUCCUCUACACACUCAACCUCGAAGAGUUUGGGUCUCGAGGUGACUGUGAAAUCAAUCCUGAUAAGGACACGUGCUGCAGAGAAAAAUACUUCAUCAAUUUCCGCGCGCUCACGUGGACCCAGUAUUGGAUAAUCGAACCAGCGGGCUACCAGGCCUACCGAUGCGCUGGAGGGUGCAAGCAGCCCAAGCGAAACUACGGCUACGGGGAGCGGAAGUGUACCAUCGCGGAGAGCGCCCCGCUGCCCAUGAUGUACCUGGUCAAGAAGGGUGACUACACGGAGAUAGAAGUGGCCGAGUUCCCCAACAUGAUCGUGGAGUCGUGUGCCUGCACCAUGGACAACAUCUCCAUAGUUUGAAGUCAAGCGUUGUAGACUGGGCAGGGCAGCUCCAAAUUAACUCCAAGUACUUUUCUAUUGAAAGUGGGAAUAUAAUAAGAGGGAGCAUGACAGAUCUCUUGAGACAAAUUCUAUUCAC